Messenger RNA from Patiria miniata (bat star), 2906 nucleotides. RefSeq names its product melanocortin receptor 4-like. Gene Ontology annotation, cellular component: membrane. Gene Ontology annotation, molecular function: G protein-coupled receptor activity. The coding region runs from base 1357 to 2322 and encodes 321 amino acids. The record is from RefSeq and is a predicted model, not a curated record. Lineage: Eukaryota; Metazoa; Echinodermata; Asteroidea; Valvatida; Asterinidae. Gene Ontology annotation, biological process: G protein-coupled receptor signaling pathway. The transcript has a single exon.
CACCCUAACCAGUGGACCACAGCGCCCCACAAAAUUAAAUGUAACUUUACAAGUGAGAAGUAAUUCUGAAGUACUGUAGAUCAACAAAAGACUGCAGAACCACUGAAGACCAAUUGUAGAGCGCAAGAUCAGCCACUAUAUACCAGUCACAAGAUCAGCCGCAAGACCAGCCACUUUACCAGCCGCAAGACCAGCCACUAUACCAGCCACAAGAUCAGCCACAAGACCAGAUGCAACACAAGCCACAAAACCAGCCACAGGACCAGCCACAAAACAAGCCACAAGACCAGCCACAAGACCAGCCACAGGUCCAGCCACAAGACUAGCCACAACACCAGCCACUACACCAGACACGAGACCAGCCACAAGUAACGGGUCACAAACAGUGACAAAAUAAUGCUGUUUGUCAUUGGAAUGCAGUGUAGCUUGUGCCUUGAAUUGAGGCCGGAGAUCUUGUGUUGGUCUUCUGAUGGUCUUGUGCAUGAUUGGGUCUUGACUAUUGUUGAUAACGUAAAUCAAAGAGUAGAUGCAACUCUAUGAGACAUGGUCAAAAGGAGAGCACUUCGGGCACAAAGAACUGUAAUGACCAUAUCUCAUACAAGGGUUUGGGCAAACUGUUUUUUUUUACCAUUUUUUAGUAAAUGGCCGCCAUUUCUUAAUUUAGAAUCUUCAUUUCCAACCCCGCUUUCACCAUAUACCGCCAAGGUCGCGUAGUUUAGGAAUAUCUUAAAACAAUUUCAACAUGUCUCCCCAAUUUGGAGAAAUUUGCGUCUGAAAAAGUGCAAAGGUUGAUCUGGACCAGUCUGUAAGUUGAAAUUUUUUAAGCCAUUUUAUCUUGGCAAUUAACAAAUCUGAAUGCGUUACUUAAUGUUUUUAAUUGUUCACUUUGUAAUUAACACCUUAGCUUCAAUCUUUGUCUUUUCUUAAUGCUUAAGGUUGAGAAAAUGAGCUUAAUUGAUGAGGCACCAUUUGAAGAAGAUGUAAACUUUCUGAGUAUAUGUUAAGUGUUUCGAAGUGGUUUGUUACGUAAUUACCACUUACAAGUAGCAUCCAUUUCUGUCAUUUCUUAAUGCUCAGUGCCCUUUUCUGAGGAAGCAUUCUAAUGUUCUAAUAAUGCAAACAAGCAUUAAUUGAUGAGAACAAAAUGAAAGAUUCUCAUUUAAUGUCAAAGUGACAUGGGGAGAUUAAUUUUGUCUGUUUUCGGCUUACAUUGUAACUACCGGUACUCUGCUGUCACUUAACGCACUUUCAGUGUUUGCAGAAUAUACAUGCAGUCUGCACAAUUUGCAAUUUCACAAGCUAGUUAGAACUCACCAAGACCACAGCACAAUUAUCUGUAAGUCAGAGAUCAUCAUAAUGGCUUCUGCUGAGAAUGCAAUGGAAGACAUUCUGACUGUUACUCCUAUGGAAGAAGGACUCAAUGUUACAGAUACUGACGAAGCCUCGGCCUACUUGGAAUAUGGUGUAUCAACUACCUUCAUCAUUUGUGUGUAUGGUGUUAACAUUAUUCUAACUAUGACCAUCAAUCCAGUGUGCUUGCUUGUCAUCCGACAAAUGGCCAACAUGCAACCAACAACGAAGAAUUUCAUGACAUUGCUUCUGGUCAGCAAAAUGGGCUUCGGCAUAUUCGUGUUGAUCCCAUCUAUGAUAAGGACAUAUGUUGUAUUUGCAGAAGGCAGUUUUUGGUGGAUCCUUGGUUUCAUUUGUAAUGUCGUCUUCACCUUACAAAGCUUUCUGUCGCUGCUUAUUUUGACUGUUGAUCGGUACCUGGCCGUUGCCUGGUGUCUGCACUACCCUCGCUUGAUGACCAUCCGAAGAUCGAAGAUUAUUAUCUCUAUCAGCUGGGCAGUUGGUCUGAUAUAUGGACUUAUAUUUAUCAUCAAUGCCUCUUCAGAUGCUGGCAUAAUACUGAACUUCACCGUGAUUGUCAUCAUCUUCAUCGGAAUUGUCUUAAUUGUGACAUUGUACCUGCACAUUUUGGUGAUUGCUCGACGCCAGGCUCGGCGCAUUGCCCAGGACAACCAAGCUGUCGCGGGAAACAACGCACCGCAACGAGUCAGCACCAAGUCCUUCACCACAAUCUUCAUCAUCGUUACGGUCGUCUUACUUUGCUGGAUUCCCGUUUGUCUUCUUGACCUACUUGCUACCUCGGGCGUCAGUGUAUCACCUGUCAUUUUCCGUGGUUCCCAAGUUCUUUUCACAACUACCAACUGGAUCGAUGCAGUCAUCUUUUGUGCGAGAAACAAAGAGUUUCAAGAGACUGUACCCAAACUGACUCGCACCUGUUUUCGUGCCAUGAGGCAUAAGUUGAAUCGCAAUUAAAAUCCAAAUUUUACUCCUACACCAACUAAGUCAAGUUUCCUUUUGUGGUGGCAAGAAACGUUUCAGGUUUUAGUCCUGUAUUUAAAAGUGAGCUCAUUUGCUUCUGUCUUUAAUGCUUUAAUGCUUCAUCAGAAAGGGUUAGCCUGGGUAUGCGGAGUAGCUUUGAAAAAAUACGAAAUGAAAUGUAACUUCACUAGUAAGAUGUAAUUCUGAGGCACAGUGGAAUCUUGAUAAGUCAAAGUCCGAUUACUCAAAACAACUGUUAAGUCAAAGAAAGAAUCCAUUCCCUUCAGUAGUAUUACAAUGAUAUACAACCGUGCUUAACUCAGAACUCUACUUAAGUCAAAUUUUGAACCAUUCUAUUGAGGUUUGACUUAACGAGAUUUCACAAGACUUCACGAAACCAACACAAGACUGCAGAGCCAAGAACUAUUGUGACCCGCUCCGCAAAAAUGAGGCUGUUGUGGCAAAACUGACAUUUUGAGUUAACUACAUUAUUAAAAUGGGAAUGAAAUAAGCUUUCAUUUGGUAUAUCAUGGACCUCUCUAGGACAUUUGGUUGCAUUGUUGUGCUUGUUUCAUUCU